UUUUUCCCUUUGGUGAUUAUUUUUUCCUUUGGUGAACGAAGGCGGGCGGUAUGUUUAAUAAAUUGCCGCGUUUUCGGAAAAGUCUCUAUGUUCUCCUCGCUGAUGCUCUUUCUCUCUCUUUCUUUUUACUUGCCUAAACUAUUCUUCCUUUAGUUCAACUUCAAGUAAAAUAUUUCUUUCUCUUUUUCUUUAAUAACUAAAAAUAAAACAUGACACAAAGUACUGACUUAUCUCAAAAAACUUAUUUUCUUAAAAAAAUGAAAUUUUAUGUAAUAUACUUAUCUGAUUCUAUAACGCACGGUACGUUAACCAAUUUCCAAAUUCGGCACAGCCGUAUUUUCCUUUGCAAUAUAAUACACAUACAGAAACACAAAUAAUUCGCUAUUAACCUCGCGCACGUCAUUAACUACGAACUGUCGUAUCAUCGCCGUGAAACUUGUAGCGGAUUCGACCGUCAAUCAUUUACGUGGAAAAGCGAUGACAAAACGUGCAUUUCUCGGAUCUACACGACUUUUCUUAUAAGAGAUUAUUAUUAUUAAUCGUACGAUUUAUAGACAUAUUACUUAAUAUUUAUUUAUUUUUUACUCUCGCAAAGCGAAUAACAGCGAUUUAUCAUCAUAUCAAUAUACUUAUAGUAUACAUCAACACUUUAUAGAGACCUGUCACAGGUAAAUCUUAAUGCCCUCUAGUGUUAAAUUCAUGUAAUGGACAUCAACGACGAUGACGUAUCUUAAAUGAAAAAUGAAAAAUUUGGUAUUUGCGUCAAAAUAUCUCCACUCGUAGGGCACGUAGAGUAAAAAUAAAAAUAGUUUUCUUAUAGAAAUCAAACCCAAACUUUCGAUUGAGCUUAGUUAGAACUCGAUCGGUUUAGUCGUUAUUGAGAUCUGGUAAUUUCAGGUGCUCGCAAGUCGCGUACUCGCGUAUAAUACACGGGGCGGUCUCGCGCUGCGCGUUUACUUGGCGCGAGACACUACCGUAUGUCUCUUGAUACGUAUCAGUAACCUGUAUCUUUUGCAACGACCUGUAGGCAAGGAAAGUCGGAGCAACAUAGAAUGGAAAGUGCUUGGCGGCAAGGUCUUUGAUUUACGCGCCCUCUGAAUAAGAAGAGCAAGGUGAAAAUUACUUAAUGACUUGUUUCAUGUUUCAGGACUUUCAGGCACAGUAUACAAGUAGCGAAUCUGUCGGCAUUUUUGAUGUUGGUGAAGCCAAAAAUCGGAUAUGCAUCUGUAACGAUAAAUUAGAGAGAAAUUCAACUUGCUGUAAGCGUUACGUUUUCUGGUUUCACAUAUCGAAGAGAGUUGCGCUACUGUAUAUUGUUCAGGAUAAUUAAAAAAAGCUACUCAUGCUGUGAAUCGCUAAUUAUGAGUCAUCAUGUGUGCGCGCCGCAUUGAAACAGAUGACGUACUGACACGUUCUAGACACGAUGUUUAUAAAUAAUGAAAUUUCAUUUAGCAAUGGACAGCGAUAGAGCGUAUACAAAACAGCAGUAGUUAGUAAUCUUCGCCACGCCGCCACGCCGGUUGUCCCGUUCCUGAGUCGAGUCAACGUAUGUAUCGUGGAACGUGUGUAUUUGUAAGCGGGGACGUGUAAUCGCUAGGUGGCCGUGCCGUUCAAAGUUAGAGAGGUGAAGGGUCAAAUAGUGCUACGAAACGCGCCUGUCGAUGCCGCGAUGGUGAGCUGAAGUGGUAUCGGGACGAUGGCGAAAGUCGUGAGAGACUUCGACUCGGUGCCUACGGUUUUGUUGUGCGAGCACUGCUCUAAUCAAACGUUCAAGCAAACUCAAGACUUCGUCAGGCAUUUGAGAGAUCAACAUUGUUCUAGAGAAGGUGGAUCUUUCGUAUGCCUCUAUGGCUAUAAUGGGGUAUGCACUAGUCUUCCUGUGGAAGGUGUUUCUGAUAAAGAUUAUAUAGCGCAUGCUACUAAGCACGCAGUUAUGCAACAACAACGAAAAAGCAAUGGCCAGUUAUCCGAGGCAGGCUCGGGAUGGACUGUGUAUUCCGCCACGCAAAAUCUACCUGCGGUUCUAAACGAUCCAUUUAAAGGAAAACAGAGUAACUUUUUAACUCGUACCUGGGGAGAUGGAUUUGUGGAGAAGGUGGAUAUUCCAAAGAGUCCAUAUCUUCCUGAGAUCACAAAGCAACAUUUUGAAAUGUAUUUGAAAAAAAUUGCAAGGAGAUAUCGAAAACAUUCACGUAUGAAUUCAAAUGCCAAUAAACCAACUACUCCAAAUGAAUUACUCCAAAAUUUUCCAAAUCUUAAGAAAGUAAAGUCAUUGGAUCGGGUGCAGUUUGAUUUAGCUAAUAUUCCAAAAAUCUUCUUAAUUCCAAACUUAGAUCUUUCACAAAAAGAUAAUUUUGUUGCUGUAUUUCCAUUUGCAAAAGAUGACCUUUUAACUCAAGAACGUAAUUACAUGCAGAUUGUUAUGCAUGUAAAACAAAUGCAAGAGGAGCUCAGUCACUAUUUGGACAUUGUGGAAGUUCGAAUAGCGGAACAAGUCGCAUCCAAAUCUCAAGCUUUUUUCCAUGCAAUGACGUCUCAUGAUGUGCUUAUGGAACAACUCACUCAAACUAUUACGGUUCUACAAGCACUUAGGAAAAAUAUUCAUGAGGUUGAUAAGCAUCUAGUCAAGAAUUCUUUAGAAAUUUUACGCUUGGAACGCGCUAGGUGUAAUAGAUUAUUGGUUAGAGAGAAAUUAAAACUCAUGGCAACCGUACAUCAAAGUCAACCUAUGAUACAAUUAUUAUUAUCUACGCCAGAUUAUGUGGCCGCAUUAGAUCUUAUUUCUACGACGCAGGAGAUUCUCUUGCAAGAACUGAAUGGUAUACAUAGCUUUAGACAUUUAAGUUCUCAACUUACUGAAAUGGAGAAGCUUGUGGAUAAGAUGCUGUCAACUGAAUUUCAAAGAUAUGCAACAGCGGAUCUCAAUAGACCUUUGAGUGGCGAGAAUACUAUCUUAGAUGGCGAUAAACUGGUCUCCAUUAUUUCUGGUUUACUACGUCAGAAACAUUUUCAAUUUGUGGAUACAUACAAGGAAGAAGCUGUGACCACUGUAAGAGCCUUAACGAAGCAACGGGUGAUAGAAGCUCUGGCGGCGAGUGAUUGUUGUAGCGAUCAGCAAGCGGCAGCUCUCGAAGUCGGAGGUCUAUCCUUGACAGAAAGAUUAACUUUGCUCCACAGUACUAUACAGUCUUUCACAUUUCUUCUAUUACGAGUUAAGGCAGUUCAUGAUGUAAUGAGAGACACUGCGGACUUGUCAGCGGGACGUUUAUGUGACGGCUCAUUUGAUGAAUCAGUACCUGAUCGAUUACUAACUCGAGAAGAACAUUCGCGAGUGAUCACUAAACUCAAUGAUAUGAUUACCUCUAUUUGUGAUUAUUGUCACGAGCGAAUGGGAAAUCUACUUUCAGCUGGAACAAAUGAGAAGGAUAAAUUCCACAAUGAUAAAGACAAGAUAAUUGCUGAUAUCUCGCUGAAUAAAUUAGAGGAUAAAGAUUGUCAAACGUGGAAUGAUAAGAGCUCUUGGUUGAGUGAACGAGCAACGGCCACUCAAGUUUGCCAAUUAGCUAAUAUGGUUGAAGAAUUUACAUAUGCUUGCGAAAAACUUUGUGGCAAACAGUGUACUGCGUUACGAUCAGCAUUUAAAGCACAAGCAAGUAAAUUUGUACAGCGCUUUCAUAAUGAACGCAAAACUAAAUUGACGUUACUAUUGGAAUCUGAAAGAUGGAAACAAGCUGAUGUACCAUUAGAGUUUCAAUCGUUAGUAACAUAUGUAUACGAAAAAAAGUGUUUUCCGCUUAAAAUAUCCAUGUGUGAGGAUGACGUAAAGAAUGAAAGUGUGGAAAAUUUUAUCACAGUUGGUGAUGAAAAAUUUGCUGUUGUUGGAACUGCCCUGAUGCUUAUACAGAUGAUACAUGAGUAUUGCAGGACUGGUAGUGAAUUAAUUGCCUUGUCUGGAACCAUAGGAAGACAACUAGCUGAAUUGUUAAGACAUUAUAAUUCUCGAUGUUGUCAAUUAGUUCUGGGUGCGGGCGCAAUGCAAGUUGCAGGCUUGAAAACCAUCACAAGUACGAUUCUCGUAUUGGCAGCGCGAAGUCUUAAACUUAUAUUAUGGUUUAUGCCUUUUGUCAAGGCACAUUUUCAAGCACUCACAGAGCAAAAUCCUAGUCGAGGACUUAUUGGCACAUCUGCUAUUAGUGGAGGAGUAGCUUUAUUAGAUAGCGUUGAAAGAGACAUUCGUGCGCAUGUUCGUGAAAUCGAGGGAAAAAUCCUCACCAUUGUUGACAAUUUGUUGGGUGGACAAAUAUCCAAAUGGACAGCCAGACCACCAGUGCCAUCAAAAUCUUUCCGAAAUAUUUCUAGUUAUUUAAUGAAACUUCAUGAAGCUGUUUCUGGAAUUUUGCCUACCAUCGAAGUACAAUCUCUUUAUCGUACAGUAAAUUCGUCAUUCAAGGAGAAGCUUAGAGAGCAACUGGUUAAGAUGAAUAUAGUGAACAAUGGUGGUCCGCAACACGGCGUGGUUACGUCGGAACUUACGUUUUAUCUUGAAGCCUUAAGAAAAUUAAAAGUUCUACCGAAUGAAGAAUUAAAUGAUAAUUGGAUGAGUGACAUAUGGACUAGAUAACAUGCAGAGCGUGUGAUAUAUUGUAUUAUAGAAGCAAUGAAAUAUUAUAGAAUGAGGUGACUAAAAAGAAAAACCUGUGCAUUCGUCUUCCUUUGUAUUAUUUAUUAUAUCCAAGAUAUGAAACAUAUGGUAGUAAUGUUCAUCAAUUAUCCGAUAAAUUUCAUGAAAAACUAUUAUUUACAUUGAAUUUUGAAUCAUUAUGAGAACAUUUUAAAGAUUAACACUUUAAUAACAAAAAAAUAGUUAAAAAAUGAUUAAUUAUAAUAAAUAUGGUGACAUUUUGUUAAUAUGAUAUGAAGAGAAACAGUGGACAAAAUGUUUCUAUAAAAUAAAUAUUUAAUAUCGAGGAAAGAAUUUGACAAACGCUAAUUACAGCUGAUUUUGUAUUGAUCCAAAUAAUAUAGAUUUUUAAAAGUAUAUCAUCAAGCAUGUUUAAAUUAUAAUUUGUGAAUAGAUUAUGUAAUUUAUCUUCUUCUCGAGUACUUUUACUAACCUACUAGUGUUCAAACAGAGUUGCUGUAUAGUAGAGUAUAUACAUAUAGAGUAUAUACCUAUAUAUUAUUAUAGAUAUAUUUAUAAGAAUUUUUUGAGAAUAUUUUUUUCAGAAGUAUUGACGAAAAAUUUGUAGAGAGAAACAGCAUCUAUUUAUUUGUAAUUUAACAUUAUAUUUUGCAGAUGUUUCGGUAAUAGGACCAAAUGUUAUAACUUGUAAAUUUUUUGUAUAAUAUAUUUACUAUACAUAUUUUUGAAGUUGUACAUAAGUUACAGUUUCUUUAAAAGUCUUUUUUUUUUCAUAAUAAAAGUCUAAUUAAAUUGUGUGGCAUACAAUGUACAUACAAAUAAAACAAAAAUAGCAAGUAUUUUAAUUAUUAUGUAUCUAUUAUUUAAAUCGAUUAUGUAAUGAUUAUGUGAUUAAUUAAAAAUAAAAGUAGUAUGAUUUGUGCUCCUAAAAAAAUCACAACAAAAUGUAUGUGCUGUUCAUUCUAAGUUCUGUAGAAAAAAUGCAUAAUAACACCAUUGUUUUUUGGGA
Molecule: messenger RNA, 5651 nt
Organism: Monomorium pharaonis (pharaoh ant)
Lineage: Eukaryota; Metazoa; Arthropoda; Insecta; Hymenoptera; Formicidae
Gene: scat
Product: vacuolar protein sorting-associated protein 54
Exons: 14
Coding region: 1697-4621 (974 amino acids)
Biological process (GO): Golgi to vacuole transport; retrograde transport, endosome to Golgi
Cellular component (GO): GARP complex
Molecular function (GO): syntaxin binding
Source: RefSeq, a predicted model, not a curated record